ACAAAAGGAAACUCUAGGUGAGGUCCACAGAAAUGUAUCAGUUCCACACAGCCUGAGGGAAAAUGAGAUUUCCCUGGGAAGACUGAGUGUGGAGGCAGGAGUCAUUGUGAAGUUUGAACUCUGACUAGGCAACUUCAGGAGAACCUGUCUCAAAGCAAACCAAAACCAAAACCAAACAAAAAAGACUAGGGAUGUACAUUUAAUUCCCAGCACUAAAAUAAAUAAUAAAUUAAUAAAACAAGAGUGAAUGAAUGAUUGGACUCUUCAAGGGCUGGCUGGGGAAUAAAGUCCUUCAAAAGCAUUAUGAUAAAGGAAAUGUACUGUACGGCAUUAAGGAUGAUUUGUGAGUUUUUCUUUUUGACUUUUUGCUCUCAUUCAGCCAUUUAUCUAUAUAUCUGCCUUUCCGUUUUCACUUGAGAGUGUGGAGAGGAAAAGAUUCCUCUGCCAUGAUCUUUGCUAUAACUAUGAAAUUGUUCUUUAACUCAGGGUCUUGACCUGGUUUAAAAUAUGGAAUAAUGGGCUGCAGUUAUUACCUUAGGGAAAUCAAGUGCCAGAUAACCUAUAUAGUUAGUUGGUAAGGUAACACAGCUCUGGUGUGGAUCCAUUCAUCCUAAAUAAUGCCCCAAGGCGGCUCACUUUGUCCCCACCUUCAAAGGUCCACUGGUACAGGCUGGUUUAGGGCCUGUGGCUUGCAAGCCGAGAAGGCAUUCUGCAAUCAGCAGCACAGCCAGCCAAUCGAAAAGCGUGGGAUUUUCUUUCCCUUACGAUAGUGUAUUCUCUAGUUUGCUUGAAGUAAAGGCGGGGUCAGACUUCAAUAUGAUCACUGAUUGAACGCAAUGAAAACUUCUAGGCCUAUCAAAAGAGUACGGCGACGUAGGAGGGACUGCGGCAGCGGGUACUGCCUGGAGCAGGCGCAGACCUGAGCUCGAUUGCCGGCUGGAGACCACGGUCACCUGGGCUUGUCAGUCAUGCUGGAAGUCGCCCUCAACCAGGUGGAUGUGUGGGGUGCGCAGGCUGGUCUGGUGGUGGCUGGGUACUACCAUGCCAAUGCAGCUCUGGACGACCAGAGCCCUGGGCCACUGGCCUUGAAAAUCGCUGGGCGAAUUGCAGAAUUCUUCCCUGAUGCGGUACUUAUUAUGUUAGAUAAUAAGAAACUGGUGCCUCAGCCUCGUGUGCCUCCAGUUAUUGUCCUGGAGAAUCAAGGUCUCCAUUGGGUCCCCAAAGACAAGAACUUAGUGAUGUGGAGGGACUGGGAUGAGUCACGGCAGAUGGUGGGAACACUACUGGAGAGCCGGGCCCACCAGCACCUUGUGGACUUUGACUGCCACCUUGAUGACAUCCGGCAGGACUGGACCAACCAGCAGCUCAACAGCCAAAUCAUCCAGUGGGUUGGUCGCACCAAUGGAAAUACCUGAGCUAGGGUCAGGGAGGCCAGGAUCCAAUAAAGAGACUUGGGCUGGUGGGCAACCA
This is a messenger RNA of Cavia porcellus (domestic guinea pig), 1470 nucleotides long. RefSeq names its product ER membrane protein complex subunit 9 (gene Emc9). The coding region runs from base 969 to 1415 and encodes 148 amino acids. The record is from RefSeq and is a predicted model, not a curated record. Gene Ontology annotation, cellular component: EMC complex. NCBI's taxonomy places the organism in Eukaryota, Metazoa, Chordata, Mammalia, Rodentia, Caviidae. The transcript is spliced from 6 exons.